Molecule: messenger RNA, 1206 nt
Organism: Chanos chanos (milkfish)
Lineage: Eukaryota; Metazoa; Chordata; Actinopteri; Gonorynchiformes; Chanidae
Gene: uros
Product: uroporphyrinogen III synthase
Exons: 10
Coding region: 22-852 (276 amino acids)
Biological process (GO): uroporphyrinogen III biosynthetic process
Cellular component (GO): cytosol
Molecular function (GO): uroporphyrinogen-III synthase activity
Source: RefSeq, a predicted model, not a curated record
CGAGUGUCAUGCAAGUCAUCCAUGCACAUUUAUAAAUGCUCUGAAUCCGUUAUUAAAAUGAACGUCCUGCUUCUGAAAGAACCAAGAGAGGGAACCAAUGGUCCUGACCCUUACAUCAAGGAGUUGGCAGCAUUUGGACUGAAGGCCACCUUGAUUCCAGUUUUGUCUUUUGAGUUUGUGUCUUUGAACACCUUUUCAGAGAGGCUUUUUCAGCCUGAGAAACAUGGAGGGCUCAUUUUUACAAGUCCAAGGGCAGUCGAGGCUAUGAAAAUGAGUAUAGAAGCCAGUCCGAUGAGGGAUGAAUGGAACAUGGUGAAAGAAAAAUGGAAUGCCAAAUCUAUAUAUGUGGUUGGAAAGGCUACUGCUUCAUUAGUGCAAGAUCUAGGCCUGGACCCUCUUGGAGAGGACACGGGGACUGCAGACGUAUUGUCGCAGCUUAUCCUUGAAAGAGAAGAUUCCAGAAUACUGCCUCUUUUCUUUCCUUGUGGUUCUAUAAAAAGAGAGGUAUUACCAACUGCACUGAGGGAAAAUGGCAUCCCUCUGGAGACGCUAACAGUCUAUCAAACAGCCCGACACCCAGACCUAGAGAAAAACCUCCAGGAAUAUUUUAACCAGCAGGGUGUUCCAGCAAGCAUCACUUUCUUCAGCCCUUCAGGUGUCAAAUUCUGCCUGGAGACAGUGAGGAGAUUGGCAGGGCAGCAGCUGGAUCAGAUAAAGUUUGGAGCAAUUGGACCCACUACAGCGGAUGCCAUGCAGGCGGAGGGACUUAGCGUCAGCUGCUCUGCAGAGAAGCCCACGCCACAGCAUCUAGCUGCCGGGAUAGCAAGAACUCUACAACCUCAAAGCUCUUAACUCCUAACGUUGUACACACACACCCUCCUUCCGUCUGGUCUGCCCACCUGCAGAAGUCACUAUCACAUAUGAGGCACUAUCACAAUCACUGCUACUAAAGGGAUAUGAUAAAGAAAUGUGUUUUGAAAUUUUACUUGAUAUAUUGUCCCUCCGUCUUCCAGAGUGUCUGCUCAGUCAAAUGUGUUUCUUUCCAAUGAAUUCCUUCCUCCCACUAACAGAUUGUUGGCACUGGUGUUUUAUGUUCGUCUUUGUAUAGGCUAUACCUGUGUGUGUGUGUGUGUGUGUGAGAGAGAGAGAGAGAGAGAGAGAGAGUCUAUAAACGUGUUACUUUUUGUUAUGAUGCACAUUAGCCGU